AAAGUCCAUGUUGACAAAACGAAGGUAAAAUGUGAUGUGAUUCAACAACGGAUUGAAAUUAUUUUGAAUUUUUUAAGCGUUUGUUAAGCUCCUUUUAAAAUACAACUAUUGCUCCAGAAAUGAUCCCGUGACAUAAGAAAUGAAAAUGUGCGUGGACGGUUGUUGGAGAUGGACUUGUUAUUUUCUAAAUAUUGCUAAAUUAUUAACUGGAAUAAUUUUGAAGGAACAUUCUUGUUCUUUGAUUGCUGGAUUUACUACCCUUGUUGGAAUUAUGUACCUCAGUCUAUUUUGCGAAGUACUUGCAGUGAUCUUGUUAUUAAAUGAAUUAAUACGUCGAAAUAUUGACAAGAAUCAUCACUGGAUAAGCAUGUCUGUUACAAGCUUUCUGUUGCAAAUAUGUGCGAUUUACUGGGACCAUAAUUUGACGGGCAAAACUGAAAGAGAUUUCGAAGGUACACAUGCGUUGUCAAUUUUCUUGGACUUCACAUACUUCUCUGUGGCAAUUCAUAUCAAGUUGUCUUAUGGUAUGCUACCAGAUGAGCAGAGCCUACACAAUACUGUCCAAAAAUACUUCAAUCUUGGUUAUACGCAUUCGGAAAUGGUUGGAAUGUUUGUUCACCAUAUUGUAGUUUCCAAAACUAAAACAGAAAGAAUUCUUCGACGUUUAAACUUACGAGACGUGAAGAAAGCAACCCAGAGGAUAUUACUCGGGGAAUAG
Ruditapes philippinarum (Manila clam) is the source of this 718-nucleotide messenger RNA. RefSeq lists its product as uncharacterized. Bases 140 to 718 code for a protein of 192 amino acids. NCBI's taxonomy places the organism in Eukaryota, Metazoa, Mollusca, Bivalvia, Venerida, Veneridae. The record is from RefSeq and is a predicted model, not a curated record. The transcript is spliced from 4 exons.